This is a messenger RNA of Medicago truncatula (barrel medic), 2471 nucleotides long. RefSeq names its product dynamin-related protein 4C. NCBI's taxonomy places the organism in Eukaryota, Viridiplantae, Streptophyta, Magnoliopsida, Fabales, Fabaceae. The record is from RefSeq and is a predicted model, not a curated record. Bases 283 to 2319 code for a protein of 678 amino acids. Gene Ontology annotation, molecular function: GTP binding; microtubule binding; GTPase activity. The transcript has a single exon. Gene Ontology annotation, cellular component: cytoplasm; membrane; microtubule.
UUUAGCGAGGAACCUUUCAAUUGCUCAAACAUUGAAGACCCUCCUAGUAAGUAACUGCCAAAUUGUAACUCCAAUUCCCCUGUAAACCUCAACUAAACUCCAUUAACUACAAGAUACCAAUCGACCCUCUUUCCCUUCAUUUCAUUUUCCCCUUAAUUAGGCACUCUAUAAAUAUGCAUUUCAGCUAAACCUCUAUUCAUUCAUUCAUCUUAUAAACCUCACAAAAGGCUUUUUGUAUUCACUUUCUUCUAUCAUUGUCAUAACUUGUGCUGUGUCCUCAAAAUGGUUGUGACUUCAAAGAGAACCACUACAAAAUCUUCUGUUAGUGCUAACCAACGUGAUGAAUCAUCACUUUCAUUAGUCCAUGUUGAGCAAGCUCUACCCAUUUCUGUUGUUGCACCAAUUGUUUCAUCAUACAAUGAAAAAAUACGUCCAGUUCUCGAUGCCCUUGAGAAUCUAAGGCGUCUCAACAUUGCCAAAGAAGGAAUUCAGCUUCCAACAAUUGUUGUUGUUGGAGAUCAAUCUUCAGGAAAGUCCAGUGUCCUUGAAUCUUUAGCUGGUAUCAGCUUGCCACGUGGACAAGGAAUCUGCACGAGAGUACCCUUAAUUAUGCGCCUUCAGAAUCAUCCACUUUCAAAACCAGAACUCUUGUUAGAAUUCAAUGGCAAAACAGUUUUCACUGAUGAAAAAGAUGUUUCUGAUGCAAUAAACAUAGCUACUGAGGAAAUUGCUGGUUCUGCCAAAGGGAUUUCCAACACUCCUUUGACAUUGAUUGUCAAGAAGAACGGUGUUCCUGAUCUUACCAUGGUUGAUCUUCCAGGUAUCACACGUGUACCUGUUCAUGGUCAACCUGAUAAUAUCUAUGAUCAGAUUAAAGAUAUUAUUAUGGAGUAUAUAACUCCUGAAGAAAGUAUUAUCUCGAAUGUCCUUUCUGCUACUGUUGAUUUUACAACUUGUGAGUCUAUUAGGAUGUCACAAAUGGUUGAUAAAACUGGUUUGAGGACACUUGCUGUUGUCACAAAAGCCGAUAAAUCUCCUGAAGGAUUGUUGGAGAAGGUUACCGCUGAUGAUGUUAACAUCGGUCUAGGUUAUGUCUGUGUGCGAAACCGAAUUGGAGAUGAGACCUAUGAAGAUGCUAGACUGGAAGAAGAAAAGCUGUUUGAGUCUCACUCACUUCUUUCUAAGAUUGACAAAACCAUUGUUGGUAUUCCUGUUUUAGCUCAGAAGCUUGUUCAGGUUCAAGCUAUGAUUAUCUCAAAAACUUUGCCAGAGAUCAUCAAGAAGAUUAAUGAGAAGCUUGCUUCUAAUGCAAAUGAGUUAGAGAAUUUACCUGCUAAUUUAUCUUCUGUUGCUGAUGCUAUGACUGCUUUCAUGCAUAUUCUUGGUUUGUCUAGAGAUUCUCUCAAAAAGAUUCUUCUCACAGGCGAUUUCGAAGAGUACCCUGAGGACAAGCACAUGCAUUGCACUGCUCGAUUAGUCGAGAUGCUUAACUUAUAUGCAAGCGAUCUUGAAAACUGUGCUGAAAGUGAUGCGAAAAAGAAUUUUCUUAUGGAAGAGAUUAAGGUGUUGGAAGAGGCCAAAUGGAUUGGUCUACCAAACUUCAUGCCAAGAACUGCAUUUUUGACAAUACUGCAGAGAAAAGUUAAGGGCAUUUCUUAUAUGCCAGUUAACUUUGUGGAUAAUGUUUGGAACUAUCUUGAAUCAGUUGUGAUUUCUAUUUUGAAUCAUCAUUCUUCAAAUUAUUAUCAGCUUCAGGUUUCCACUCGCAGAGCAGGCGAGAAAUUGAUUGCUAAGAAGAAGAAAUGUUCAGUCCAACAUGUGAUGGAAGCUGUCGAGAUGGAAAAACUGACAGAUUACACUUGUAAUCCUGAGUAUUUGCUGGAGUAUAAUAGGCUGAUAGCUCAACAAGAAUCAUUUGUGAAAGAAGUUCUGAACCCUGAAACAAACCCAACACAUGUGAAGCUUGAAGGUGUUGGUGAUAUUGAUGUUGUGAAUCUGAGGAAUUACCCUCAUGUGCUAUGUCAGGCUUUUGAUUUGAAGGCUAGGAUGAUUGCUUAUUGGAAGAUUGUUUUAAGGAGGCUCAUUGACAGCAUAGCUCUGCAUUUAAUGUUGAGCAUCAAUGAACUGAUUAACAAUGAUUUGCAGAAGGAGAUUUGUAAUGAUCUUUUGUCUCCAAGUGGUGGUGGGAUUGAGAGGCUGCUUGAAGAGUCUCCGUCUAUUUCUGGAAAGAGGGAGAAGCUAAGUCGAAGUGUCAAAGUUCUUAGAGAAAGUAAGGAGACUGUUGCCAGAAUUAUGGACAGGAUUGGAAUCUAUGAUUAGAAGAAGUUCUGCUCAAGGUUUCAUCAAGGCGUCAUGGUUUUGGUUUGUUUGAAUCUAUCAUGCUGGAGUCUUUUCUCAUGAGUUUUUUUGUUUAAGAAUAAAUGUGGAAUUGUAUUCCCGGUUUAUGGUUUUUGUUCAUCUAAAUUAAUCGA